Trichobilharzia regenti is the source of this 3047-nucleotide messenger RNA. The record is from the annotation of a GenBank genome assembly. NCBI's taxonomy places the organism in Eukaryota, Metazoa, Platyhelminthes, Trematoda, Strigeidida, Schistosomatidae.
AAAAAAGUAGCACAAUUGUAGAAUUUUUCUAUGUGUGACUUGAGUUAGUAUAUUUCAUUGUUUAUUCUAGUUUCUAUGCUAGUGUGUCUGUAUGUGUGUGUUUAUUUGCAUAACCACCUGUUUGAGUGUACCUCAGUGUGUGUGUUUGUGUGACCUCUGUGUAUUUCUAUGUAUAUCACUUUGCUUUUAGACUAACUGGAUGACUGUUAUUGUGUAUGCGUCAACUGAUGCUAGUUGUGCAUGGGUGUGUGCGUGUGCCUGUACGUGUGCGUAUGUUUUUAGCAUUAGUUAGGGAGUUGUACGUAUCGAAUUUCAAAACAGCAACUGGCAUUCAAAAUUCAUACCUAAUGGUGAAGCUUACGAAUAGAUGAAACAAUUUAUACUCUAUUAAAAUAAUUCGAAUUUCAAAAGUGCCAAAUGCUAAUUCAUUUAUCAUGUUUAUUCAACAUCGCCUUAAUGAUACUAGCAUUAAUUCCCAAAUGUUUAUGUUUAAUGGGAAGUCCACCGAAAAAUAUGCCUCCUUGUUUAAAUUCUGGAACAAGCACCACAGUUAACGAAAGAUACGGUUGUUCAUGCCCAGAUUCAUAUAUGGACAGACAGUGCAAGCUGCCCUCCGUUAAUGUUGCCAAUACUCCCAUAGAAAUUCCUUUUUCUACUUUUUACAUUAAUACAACUCAUCAACGAACAAUACACAUAGGCUUUCAGUUUAUCACUUCUGAUAAUAGUGGGAAUGGAACUUUAUUUACACUCAGAAAUAUGAAUUCUACUUACUUUUUAAGUGGUCAACUUAUUCAUCUCAGGGUAUUUCUUGAAUUCGGCAGACUCGGUGUUAAUUUUGUAUAUUUAUCCAAUUCAAAAACGCUUCGUUCACCCUCAGGUGCUGUGGCACUGAAUGACAAUGCUUGGCAUUAUGUGGAUGUAUUUUUAGAUACUCAGGUUAACGGACAAUGGAGUUUAAUAAUGCUAAUAGACCGAUGCAAAUAUUCCGAAUUAGGACCUUGUUCAGUGAAUGAUACACUUACUUUGCCAGUUAAUUCCAUAAUGUUGGGAGGCUAUGUCUUACUAGGUGAUGAAUCUGGUCCAUCCACAGAACGAUUUAGAGGAUGCUUUGACAAUGUUUUUAUCAAUAAAGAGUUAGUUGAUUUUCACCCUGUACUCCUAUCACAAGUAUCUCGGAGAGGUUGUCCAGAGUCACAGAAGGGUUGUUUACGAGGCAAUGUAAAGUUAUGUGGAACCUAUGGAAAAUGUCGAAACGCUAUAAGUUCAACCGAUAUACUAACCUGUCAAUGUGAAGUUGGAUAUAGGCCCAACAUAACUGCAGCACUGAAACCUCAUAGAUGGCCAUGCGAAACCGUUUCCGCAGGUUGGUCAACAACCAGUACAGUAUACAAUGCAUUGUUUACUGAUAAAGUACCAAAUCGCCUACGAUUAAGCAUAAGAACGAGGACAAAAACAUUCACAGUUUUGGCGGUCGCAGCAUGGAAACUAUUUUUAAGUGUUUCAGAUGGAAUACCAGACUUACGUUUCGAUAAUAUCGUAAUUACAUUAGGUGAAGCUAAUGUAUCUGAUGGUAACUGGCACGUGUUCGAAGUUACAUUUACAUCAAGAUUCUUAGACCUGCGUUUAGAUGAACUGGACAAACAAUAUUACGAUUCCCGGUAUUUUGCAGAAAAACAAAUUUCAAGAGGUUCAGUCGACAUAGUAAUUGCCAAUGGGGCCAAAGAAACUUGUUUAGAUGAUGCGUGGAUAGAUUUUCGUAAUCUCUGGCCUGAUUUUGAACAAGACUACCCCUUGGAAAUAAUCAGUAAUCCAUCUUACCCAAGGUAUACAAAUUGGGGAAGUAUAGGUAGACAGUCAGGUUGUUCAAGUGGUAGCACAUUUUGCAACACAUCCAAGGGACUUUGUGACGAGACUGCUCUCUGUGUAGAGGAGUGGAGAGGUUACCGCUGCGAAUGUGUAAACAAGACGGUGAGAAAUGAUAAGGGGAAGUGUGUCCCAUUCCAGUGUUUUCCUAAUCCAUGCGUUAAUGGUGAAUGUCGUGUUGUAAAUGGAACUGACAAUUUCACCUGUAUUUGUUUUGGAAUGUGGACUGGACCUCUCUGCGAUCAGGUAUUAGGUGUGAGUGCCGCAGGCCUUAGUUGGUGGUGGAUACUACUGGUUGUCCUGCUGUUGGUAGUCUUAUUAAUCACAGCUUUACUUAUAACAAUUUGCUGCUGUAAACGGCGGCAGAAAAAGAAGUCGAAUUUAAUUGAUUUCAGUAGCGGUCUAAGUGAUCAACAACUGGGAAUUGAGAGUCAUACCAAUGAUCCAUGGAGUACAGGCGAGAAAGAUUUUCAAGGACCUAUUGAUUAUUCUGUCUUGAAGAGAAACUAUAACUCAGAUGGAUAUAAAGUGAACAGUGAUUCCUUUCCAAGUAAUGGAUUCAUUCCUUCAGGCAUUAAGUCAGAUAUGAAUGGGAAUUCUGAUACUUUGUCUGAUCCUAAUGUAACUGCUCGAGCCUACGGACAGAAGACAACAGAUAUACCUCCGUGGGAAUGUUUUGAUCGUCAGCAUAAUCCCGCGAUAAGAUUAGAUCAAGUACUAGAAUAUGGAUACGAAGGAUAUGAUGGUAAACCUCCACCAGAGUUUUGUCCCAAUGAACCUGUUUUAUCCUCAUCUUACGAUGAAGAUGAUGUCAAUUUAGAAGCGAGAAAAUAGUCAAGACUGGCAUCACUUGGUAAUGGGAACCUAAAUUCAGUGAACAGCUGAUUUUCGACAUGUACAUUUCAGUAAUGUUUGCAGAAUGAUAAACAAGCACUCAAUUUCCUAUUGUAUGAUCAAACGCAAUAUUAUCAUAUAUGAAGUCAAAAAUGUUCUCGCUUAAUGAUAUUGUCUGAUAAUCAGUUAUUCACAGAUUGAUUUUGAAUUAUGCGUUAACAAACUUAAUGAAUUCCACUGAUUUAGAAAACGAAUUCUUAACGAGAAAUGUCAAGAAGACAUUUUCUGCAUAUAAUUAUAACCUGUGAAUAAAUUCCACUUGUGUUUUUUAAAUAAACGUUUUGUACUCA